AUGUCAGAUAGUCAGACCAAAGAAGUCCAAGUCGCCGUGCUGGCGCGUUCGCCUUCGGACGGAAGUUCGUCUACUCUGUCUAUCAAGCCUCCGUCACUGAAGUCACCGAGGACAGCACGCUUCGCAGAGGCUACGGCCGUCAACUCGCCCAUCGAGCCUUCGAAGACUGGCAGGAACCCAUUCAAGGACCCACCGACGAAGUACUACAUGGCGCAGCCACAGGAUGUUGGCUUCGGCUACAUCAACAAGCAUGAGUCUGUCGAGAUGCCUGACGACGAGUAUCAACCACCACUCACGGCACGAACGAUACCGAAAACCCCUCUCAAGAGUGCCAUGAAGACUCCUGGUGCUCCUCCCCGAGACAUGAACGCUAUCCUGAGUCCGACAUUCCGAGAGGAGCAAGUGCUUGAGAAGCACGAAGCCUACACUGAGAAAGAACAAGCCAAAGAUCUUAAAGUCAAGACACGAGUACGGAUAGCGAAGCUGAUGCUACGAGGUGUCAACUUCUCUUGCUCCUUGAUCGUGAUCGCUAUGUUGGCCACCACCUUCACGAUUUUCAACGCCACCAAAGCCAUACCGACACGGAACAACCUCCCACCCUGGGCCACAGGCCAGAAGGUCUGGCCGCAGGCUCUCCUGCUCGGCAUUGCUUGUGUUUCGCUAUUCGCCUGCAUCAUCAUUUUCCACGCAUACUGGAAAGGUGGACACCGGCGAGCGGAGAAGAUGGCAGUCUACUACACGGCAUUUGCGGUCGCCUUCUUCAUCUUCAGCAUUGUCAUGUGGGGAGUCGGCGCCGCAGUAAUCCAACAAUCAAAGAACAACAGUAACAACAAGGACAUGUGGGGAUGGGCCUGCGUCAACAACGAACGAAAGUCGCUCUUCGAGAACGAGGUCGACUACGAGCUCAUCUGUCGACUACAAAACUGGAGUCUGGUCUGCGCAAUCAUCGAAAUUGUCGUCGAAAUCAUCGUGAUCAUCGUGUACGGCAUCGUCUUCCACCGCUUCUACUCGAAGCGACAGCUCCGAAAGUCCAUGGCAGCCCGCGACCGCGCACGAAGCGACCUCUACCUCGCUCAACUCCGUGGCCAAUCUGCCCCCAACACACCAGGUCUCGCACCUCCCAUGAGUGCACGCGACGGUGGCUGGAGACCGCCGGCUGACUACUACAACAAAGGACCACAGAUCGAAGAGGGCGUGCAGUAUGUUGAUGCAACGCCACCAGCUGUGCCUUCAGCAGGCUUCAAACUUCAAGCGCCACCGAUCAAGAUCACGGGCGCAACACCGAAGAUGGCACAGGUCGGCUUCUCUCCUGUAGCGACUCAAGCACGAGACCGGACACCUUCGCCACCUCAAGACCAACAUUCGCCACUCAUGGCUGAGGCGCCGAGGGAAGUGCAGAAUGACCACUUUGCAGCGGCACCCGGUGAGCAAGUUUACGACUCUGUGCCUAUACCGGGUGCAUACGAGGCUCCUUUAUCGCCUGGUGCGGAGCACAGACAGAUGAAUCUCCCCUCGCGAUGA
This is a messenger RNA of Fulvia fulva, 1521 nucleotides long. RefSeq lists its product as uncharacterized. The coding region runs from base 1 to 1521 and encodes 506 amino acids. The record is from RefSeq and is a predicted model, not a curated record. NCBI's taxonomy places the organism in Eukaryota, Fungi, Ascomycota, Dothideomycetes, Mycosphaerellales, Mycosphaerellaceae. The transcript is spliced from 2 exons.